This is a messenger RNA of Mercurialis annua (annual mercury), 1062 nucleotides long. Its product is annotated as probable WRKY transcription factor 13. Gene Ontology annotation, molecular function: sequence-specific DNA binding; DNA-binding transcription factor activity. The record is from RefSeq and is a predicted model, not a curated record. The transcript is spliced from 3 exons. The coding region runs from base 180 to 887 and encodes 235 amino acids. NCBI's taxonomy places the organism in Eukaryota, Viridiplantae, Streptophyta, Magnoliopsida, Malpighiales, Euphorbiaceae. Gene Ontology annotation, biological process: regulation of DNA-templated transcription.
AGAAAGAAAGUGGUUGGUUAUAUUUAUAGGUUUAUUGGUAUUGGGUUACUGUCAUAUAUAUAUAUCUUAGUUAUUCUCUUUGCUCAUCUUCCUUAUUCCAUCUGUUUUCAAUCUUGAACAAGUCUUUGUUUUGCCUUGUAAAGAUCAUACCUAGAAGAGCCAAGUCCUUUGAAAAAGAAAUGGCAGCCACUUCUGAAUCCAUGGCAAAUCAAGGAUUGUUUGAGGAACAAGUUAUGGCAGCCUCUACUCAGAUGGGUUUCUUUCCUUUUCCUCAUCAAAACAUGAAUUUUCCUCAAUUGGGUAGUUGCCAUCAAUCUUUUUUGAAAGGUUUGAGUACUUCUAUACCUUCACUUGCAGUUCAUCAUGCACCUUCUUCUUUUUCCACAGCUAAUCUAUCAGAAACCCUAAUCUCAUCAUCAUCAUCAUCCUCUACUACUGCUGCUGUUACAAACCCUAGUCUCUCUUUGCAAAGAUCUAGAGCAAAUCUAUGGGGAUGGGGAGAGGUAAAUGAAUAUAUAACCCACAAAAGAAAUAGCACUGGAGAGGAUCAUAAUUUAGGGGUUUCUACAAUGAAAAUGAAGAAAAUAAAAGCAAGGAGAAAGAUUAGAGAGCCUAGGUUUUGCUUCAAGACAAUGAGUGAUAUAGAUGUUCUUGAUGAUGGUUACAAAUGGAGAAAAUAUGGCCAAAAAGUUGUCAAGAACACACUACAUCCCAGGAGCUAUUAUCGUUGUACACAAGAUAGCUGCCGAGUAAAGAAACGAGUAGAGAGACUAGCGGAAGAUCCAAGAAUGGUGAUAACGACAUAUGAAGGUAGACACGUACAUUCUCCAUCACACGAUCUUGAAGAAUCACAAGCUCAAACGCAGCUCAACAACUUCUUUUUCUAGGUAUAAACUAAGCUGGUUGUGUUCCUUCCUUAUAAAAAUUUGCAGCUUAGUUUGCAGCUUAAUUUGCUUCUUGUGCAUCAGCUUUUAUAUAGCAUGUGUAUUUGCUAAACAUAAUACAAUGCUGCUGAAAUAUUAAUUCAGUGUGUACAUGGCCCCUUUUCUAAGCCUUCCUGCA